Messenger RNA from Coccidioides immitis RS, 2427 nucleotides. Its product is annotated as metalloreductase transmembrane component. The transcript has a single exon. Gene Ontology annotation, molecular function: ferric-chelate reductase activity. Gene Ontology annotation, biological process: copper ion import; iron ion transport; intracellular iron ion homeostasis. Gene Ontology annotation, cellular component: plasma membrane. The record is from RefSeq and is a predicted model, not a curated record. The coding region runs from base 1 to 2262 and encodes 753 amino acids. Lineage: Eukaryota; Fungi; Ascomycota; Eurotiomycetes; Onygenales; Onygenaceae.
AUGUCGCCUUUGAACGGGUGGAAGGUUUUGUCCCCGGGUUGGGUCUCGAGAGAUACGCAAGGAUCUUUGGUUUCGAUAGUGAAGCGGAUUGAUAUUCCGAUCACGAGCAUGACCACACCUGGUCAAUUAGAAGCAAGUCGACACGACCCAUUCAAUCAGGCCUCGAAGUACGCGUUGGGAUGGGUUUACUUCUCGAUUGUGCUAUUGGUGUUUACCUUUGUUAUAAGGUCAUACCACAUAUGGGGUGACAAGAUCCGGGCCGCGCUAUACAGAGAAGAAUUGCGGAAUUUUGAUAAAUCACUGGAGCUCGACCAUGAAAUGGCCACACCAGCUACGGCCAACUCAACCAGUAGCUUUUUUCCCGUGCAUGGUGCGUUACCUCCUCCGCCAAAGAGAGAGUCCGCCAUAGCCAAUAUGCGGUGGUUGAACUACUCAAUUGCGUUCGUACGAUGGAUAUUUUACAGGCCGAUACCUGUCAUCAGACUCUGGAAGCUGGAAAUUGUCCCGCCAUCACUAGGAGCGAUAUUCAUCGUCGGGUUGGCCUUCAUUUUCGUCACCUUGUAUAGUUUUGUUCCGCAGCCACUGUUCUACAACAGUAUUCGAGACGGAUCGCCCCCAUUGGCAAUCAGAGCAGGAAUGCUCUCUGUCUCGCUGCUGCCUUGGAUUAUCGCCCUGAGCAUGAAGGCCAACCUGAUCAGCAUGCUUACUGGAAUAGGUCAUGAGCGGCUGAAUGUCCUUCAUCGAUGGGCUGGAUACCUCUGUAUGUUCCUGGCUCUCGUCCAUAUGAUUCCAUUUUUCAUCACCCCUGUUUGGGAGGACGGAGCUCUUGAAUUAUUCCGCCAGUUCAUCAAGGGUGACUACUACAUUUACGGCUCUGGGCUGGCAGCGCUGGUUCCGCUCGCCGUUCUCUGUCUUCAUUCCCUGCCUAUUUUUCGAAAUCGGAUGUACGAACUAUUCGUGACCUUGCACGCUCCGAUAUCAGUGGUUUUUGUGGGCAUGAUGUUUUGGCAUUGCGCCAACUUUUUAACGUCCUGGCACUAUUUGUACACGACGGUAGCGAUUUGGGCGGCUUCCUAUAUCAUUCGGGUGUUCUAUUUAAACUGGACGAAUCCAUUUCGGCUUUCUUGGCUCAUUGGAGAAGAGUCGGCAGUGACGACCCUCCCUGAAAAUGCAGUCAAGGUUACCAUCCCGACCCAAAUGAGAUGGAGGCCCGGACAAUAUGUUUAUUUACGGAUGCCGGGUAUAUCAAUCUUUGAGAAUCACCCGUUUACCAUUGCUUCUUUAUGCAGCGAUGAGUUUCCAUCCAGCUAUGGGGAGGAGUACCGGGACAUGGCUCUCGUUUUUAGGCCUUUUGGCGGCUUCACGAACAAAGUGUUGAACACCGCUCUAGUUAAAGGUCCCUUCAAAACAUAUCGUGCAUUUAUCGAUGGGCCAUAUGGUGGGAUGCGACGAGAAUUGGCGGCAUUCGACCACGUUGUAUUUUUUGCAGGCGGGAGUGGCAUUACUGCCAUUGCGAGCCAAUUGUUGGACCUGAUCAAGAGAAUGCGAGAUGGGAAAGCAUUAACUCGCACAGUAAGGGUGAUAUGGGCGCUUAAAAGACCUGAGACUAUGGAAUGGUUCAAGGAAGAGCUUCGUAUCUGCCGAGAAUAUGCACCUCCAGGGACAGUUUCUUUCCACUUCUAUCUAACCGGCUCAACGAGAUAUACCCACCAACCUAGUCGUUCGAGACCUCAUAGCGGAGCGUUCCACGAUAAAAUAAACGAUGUCUUCCAGGGGGUUGCCAGCAAGCGAGAUUCCGCAUAUAUCCGUGAAGAAGCGGCGGGUGAUGAAGAGCGGGAAAAGGAGCUCCGCCGUGAGAAUGAAGAUACCAUUGCUGCUCUUCCAUCUGCGUACAUUCCGCCCAAACAGUCAUAUGGCUGGAACUUCCCCGCUUCUCCCCCUCCCGAACAAGAUCCCAGUUCCAGCAGCAUGAAUUUCGGUUUUCCUAGCACGCCAACUAUGCUUCAAAAGAAUCUUAUGCGCUUCGCAUUUUUGCCAACACAAAAACGGGAUGGAUGGAAGACGGAAUAUGGUCGUCCGGAUAUUCCCUUUAUGCUACGACAAUAUUCGAAAGACUUCGGACGACGGUCUUGCGUAUUCGUCUGUGGCCCGCCCAGUAUGAGAGUCGACGUUGCGAAUACCGUGGCGAGACUGCAAAGAAAGAUAAUGGACGACCCUAAUAAAACCGAGCUCUUCCUGCAUGCAGAGAAUUAUGCUAUUUAAUAGACACUGCGAUGCCAGGAUAUUUCGUUAUUAUUAUUAUUUUCGAUAUUUUUCUUUUAUUUGUCCUUCGGCGCAUUUCAGGGACGGAUUUUGCUUUCUAUAUACCCUGUAUUUUGUAAAUAUGUUUUUCUUGGUCAUUACACAAAUAUCCCAUUUCUUCCUCUA